UUCAAGAGGAAGUCCUGUUACGGCGAAGUAGCCACCCAAAGACCAGAAUAUUCCUGAAACCGACAAAUAUCUGCAAUAAAAAACAUUAUGGAAGCGAACAGACCACCUCAAACAUCGGUGACCACAGAUGGAGAUGCCACUGGACCAGGAGAGGAAGCAAGAAAGACAGUAGCUGCAGCCAAAGCAGCCAACCACCUGUCUGAAGUUCGUCUGGUGGUGCUGGGCUGGAGGUGGCCGGGGAAGAGCCUGACAGGCAACACUAUCAUAGGCCGAGAGGAAUUUCACUUGGAGAGAGCGGCUGAGUUCUGUGUGAAGAGGCAGACAGAGGUGCAGGGGCGGCAGGUGAUUGUGGUGGACACUCCGGGAUGGUUCUCCGCCCAGGAUACACCACCCUCCUAUAAGAAGGAGCUAAUGAGAGGAGCAAUUCUUUCACCUCCAGGUCCACACGCCUUCCUGCUAGUCAUCCCAGUGGGCAUGUUCACAGAGGUGGACCGUUCGCGCGUCGAGGAGCAUGUGAGCCUCUUUGGGGAGCGUGUGUGGAAGCAUACAAUUGUGGUUUUCACCUGGGCGGAGGUGUUGAGGAACAUUUCAAUCGAGAGGUACAUUUGCAGGGAGGGCAAGGAGCUGAAGUGGGUACUGGAAAAGUGUAAGCGAAGGUACUUUGUCAUAAAUAACUGCAUAUUUGGGGAGCAUCCUCAGGUAAACCGUUUGAUGGAGAGGGUGGAGAAGAUGGUGGCAGAGGAAGGGGGCUACUACAAACCAGAAGAGGUGGAGAAAGAGAAGAAACCUAUGGAUGAGAAUCAGAACCCAGCCAGAGAGGUACGGGAGCUGGGGGCACGACCCAAACAGAACUCUGGACUGGAUUUGUCCAAAGCCAAAUAGGUGGAUCCGCUUUUGCAAUUAUCCAGGCACUCUUGGCUGACGGACCCUCUAAACCAUGAAUAACGGAGCCUCUGCUUUAUUGUUCUGAUGGCAAAACUGGUUAUUUGACGAGAAAGAAAAUGGUAAUUAACUGAAAUGUUACUGAAUGUACAAACCAAUGUGAUUUAUUGUAUUUAUUUUUUAAUCAGACAUGUAACUGUGUGUUUUAGUGAUGUGCAUUCUUUAUGAUGCAGUAUCCUCUCACUGUGAUGAUAUGGGUGGCCUUUUCAACAUAAAUGCCCUUUUCUCAUGCUGCCCAACGAUUUAUACUCCAGUUUUAACAUGUAAUGAUAAUUUUUUGUUAGUGUAGAGGAUAUUUGUCGGUUUUUAAUAGUGUCUUUAAGGUUGUCUGAUUGGACAGAUUGAAUUUAAAUCUAAAACAAGGAAGCUCAAGCUCUUAUAUUCAGUAGGUAACAGAUAUCAUUUUAAAAUCCAGUGUGUACACUCCGUGGUCAUGGCGGACACCGAUGGCAGAACUGCACUACUAAAUUGUUACCAUAAUAUUCUGUUGAUGAUUGUUGAGGGAUUUGCUUUUAUAACGAUUCCCAUUUGUUGUGACCAAACUGUAAAUGCUUACGUCAUGCUGCAAUGCACAGUUAUAAAGCACUUGAGCAGUUAUUGAUUUUUGUCUGUUUCUCUAAAGCAGUGACUUUUUGGCCUUUGAACGGACCCUUUAGGUGUUUAUAUAACUUUGUGGCAGAGGGAUAUGUUUGAGGCAAAGAUGCUCUACCGUGGCCCUCAACAUAGAAGCACUCCAUUUUCAUUAAAUCUGGAAAAUUCAGGUUGAAAGUCAGAACAGAAGUGCUAGGAAGAUGAAUUAGUUACAAGUUUCAUAGAUAAGCGCAUCCUGACUACCUUUCUACAGCUUAAAAUAGGUAGUGUGUUUCUUGAGGUCUCUACAGAAGCAGGGUUCACCGUCCGCAUGAUGAAUGUGUUUGUGGCAGCUAUUUUUACAGGAAAUGAGGUUUCCAGAGGGCACAUAAUGAAGAGAGUCUAACAUUUCCAUCCAGGAAAUGCUAGAAAGCUAGUAUACAAAGACAGUGGCAUUGUGUUGACUUCCUUUACUUAACCAGCCCUUUGAACUGCUUGCUCAAGUGCCGCGCUAAAAUUUACCGUUACUAGUUGCCACCUCCACCAAGUUGGCUGGUGAAUUAAAGCUCUUGCUUGUAGAAAAACUGAUUUAGUCUGUGGCUUCAAGCAGGCUUUGCAAGCAGUAUGCCAGACUCUCAAACUCUUUGUUUGUUGUUAUACAAUAAUUGGAUAUUGGGCACCAUCAGGUCUGCAUAUCUACAUAGCUAAUAAACCUGAGAGCUAGGUCAAAUACUGCAAUAAUCUACAGGGCUGGUGCAACUUUUAGUACUCCUUUGUAGGCAGCCAGCUAUGCCAAGUUUAGCAAC
Molecule: messenger RNA, 2318 nt
Organism: Xiphias gladius (swordfish)
Lineage: Eukaryota; Metazoa; Chordata; Actinopteri; Istiophoriformes; Xiphiidae
Gene: gimapl
Product: GTPase IMAP family member 9
Exons: 3
Coding region: 88-882 (264 amino acids)
Molecular function (GO): GTP binding
Source: RefSeq, a predicted model, not a curated record